This is a messenger RNA of Ilex paraguariensis (yerba mate), 2532 nucleotides long. The record is from the annotation of a GenBank genome assembly. Lineage: Eukaryota; Viridiplantae; Streptophyta; Magnoliopsida; Aquifoliales; Aquifoliaceae.
AUGCCGAGCCAAGCUUGGGAUGAACUUGGACACCCUGUAAUUAAAGUGAAGCUAAUCAAGCAUGCUAAUAAUGCUUGGCUCAGUUUGGUUGCAUUCCUGUUAAAAAAGGAAAUGCUUCUUUUUGAGUCAAACCUACGUAGACUUCAGUCUGGCUUUGCCUGGUGCGAAGCUCUUGUCAAGAUUGUCAAGUGUACCGUGCAGAAUAUUGCGAUAGACAUCUCAUUCAAUCAGAUGGCCGGACUCUGUUCUUUGUGCUUUCUGGAGCAGGUUGACCAGCUUAUUGGGAAGAACCAUCUAUUCAAACGUAGUAUUAUUCUGAUCAAGGCCUGGUGCUUUUACGAGAGCCGGAUUUUGGGUGCAUAUUUUGGGUUGAUUUCAACAUAUGCAUUGGAAAUUUUGGUCUUGUAUAUCAUUAAUCUCUUUCAUUCUUGUUUACGUGGUCCUUUAGCGGUCCUGUACAAAUUUUUGGACUACUAUAGCACAUUCGACUGGGACAAGUAUGGUAUUAGUUUAAAUGGUCCAGUUGUCUUAAAAUCGCUUCCAGAAGUUGUGGUAGAGACACCAGAAAACAGUGGAAGUGAUUUAUUGCUCAGUAAGGAGUUCAUAAAAAACUACAUUGACUAUUUCUCAGUUCCAAUCCAAGCAUUCGAGACUAAAGGGCCAGUAGGAUUUGUGCUUAAACAUCUUAACAUCGUGGAUCCUCUGAAAGACAACAAUAACCUGGGUCGUAGCAUUGGGAAAGAACCUGGCAAAUUGCAAACCUAUUCUUCUUCUCUUCCCAGGGUUGACCAGCUUAUUGGGAAGAACCAUCUAUUCAAACGUAGUAUUAUUCUGAUCAAGGCCUGGUGCUUUUACGAGAGCCGGAUUUUGGGUGCAUAUUUUGGGUUGAUUUCAACAUAUGCAUUGGAAAUUUUGGUCUUGUAUAUCAUUAAUCUCUUUCAUUCUUGUUUACGUGGUCCUUUAGCGGUCCUGUACAAAUUUUUGGACUACUAUAGCACAUUCGACUGGGACAAGUAUGGUAUUAGUUUAAAUGGUCCAGUUGUCUUAAAAUCGCUUCCAGAAGUUGUGGUAGAGACACCAGAAAACAGUGGAAGUGAUUUAUUGCUCAGUAAGGAGUUCAUAAAAAACUACAUUGACUAUUUCUCAGUUCCAAUCCAAGCAUUCGAGACUAAAGGGCCAGUAGGAUUUGUGCUUAAACAUCUUAACAUCGUGGAUCCUCUGAAAGACAACAAUAACCUGGGUCGUAGCAUUGGGAAAGGCAGUUCCUUUCGUAUAAGAUUUGCUUUUUCCUAUGGAGCUCAACAGCUCAGAGAGAUCCUCAUGCGUCCGGGAGAAAGCAUGGUUGAGGGACUAAAAAAGUUUUUCAUCAACACAUUGAACAGGAAUGGGAGGGGGCAAAGGCUUGGUGUAGAAGUCCCUGUCUCAUUGUUUGGUACUGGAAAAUUUCUAAUCUCUAAUCUCAGUGGAGACUAUGACAAUCAGUUUAGUGGCCUGAAUUAUGGCCAACGAUUUCACAAGUAUAGCUUACCCAUUCCUUUCCCGCCCUGCCUGCCAACAUCACCUUCUCUGGUUCAGAACAGGAGUGCACAUAUGCAGUCCAGCUGGAAUAUUUCUGCUCUGAGCAAUACAAAUGAUUUUGUCCCAAGACCACUUUGCCAUUCAAAUGCUACCCAACUAUUUAAUACUUUGGUUGUUCACAAAACAGCAAAUAGAGCGAGCGUUGAAGAGGAGUCGAAUUCAACAGGAACUGGCACAUAUAUCCCCGACAAAGGUAUUGAAAAGAAGUUGAAGCCACAGAGCAAAGGUACAUUGGGCCCUCAUAUGGUUUUUGAAGGAGAAAGUACGUGUGUCCAUGAUAUGGGUCUUGAAGAGAAGUUAAAGUUGCAAGAUAUAGGGACAUCAGGACCUGAUAUAGGUAUUGAGAAAGAGUUGAGGUCUCAAGGAACAGUCUGUGACAUCUCUGAUAUUGGCAUUGUAGGAAAUUUUAAAUUGGGAGGAACGGGUACUUGUGUCCCUGCAAUGGAUAUAGAAGAAAAGGCAAAGGCUCCAGCACUUGGAAAAUACAUACUUAGUACAAGUGUUGAAGAACAGACACAAGGAACUGGCACACUCUCUUUUCAUGCACAUCGUUCUUGCGAGAGCAGUGAGAGUUAUCAACCCCAAAACCAAGGCUUUUUGCUGAAAUCUUCUCUUAACAUUGAGGAGGUUGAUGUUUCCUCAGAACCAGAAAAGGACGCAAGCAGCAGCUGUUUUGAUCUGUCACUAGAAGAUUUCCCUCUUCUUCCAAGCUGUAAGAAGGUUAUCGCAUCAGCAAAUCAUCAGUCCGUUCAUACCACUACAGAGUCCCCGGUGGCCUCAAAAUCGUCACCUUGCUCAAAGAGUAUUGAGUUUAGGACUUUUGGGCUGCCUUCACCAGUGGAAGGGAAGCAUGCAGAUUACGACGAUUCAGCCACUGUUGAUUCUAUGCUCAACGUCUUAACUAUUGCAGCUCAGGAGCCAUCAAAUUUAUUAGAGCCUGAUAAAGAAACGUAA